UCUACCACUCCCUUAUUGUAGAAAAUGCAAACUCUUUCCUCCUAAUUUCUUUUAGUAUCUUCCAUUAUGGAUCUCAUACCUAAGAUAGUAUGAUCUGUUCGCAAUUAUGCAACUAACAACCUUGCCUUCCCUUUAAUAAUUGCCCUAGAUAUGUAAGUAAGAGCCUACAUUUUAAAGGUGAAAAUGAAUUAAAAAGAAUAGAGCACUCUUACAAGCACAAGUCAAGAAAUGGGGGUAACUGUGCAGUCAGCAGCUUUCUAAGGAUGGAUGAGCAAAGGCAAAGCGGGAAAAUGAAUUGAAAUUUGGAAAACCCGUUUGAAAAAAUACGGGAGAGAAUAGCCGUCCUCUGCCUCGUUGAUCUGGUUUUAGAGAGAUUUUCUUGGCCAUUUUUCUAUGGAGAAAAUAUCAGUUUUGGUUCGUGUAAGGCCACUGGAUAAACAGGAAGUAUCAAAAGGAAGCGCGUGCACAAUUAAAGGAAACACCAUUGUUUUAACUCCUCAAUCAUCCAAGUUUGAUUUCGACAGAGUGUUUGGGGAAGAUUCAAAGACUUCAGAGAUCUAUGAAGCGCAUACGAAAGAAAUUGUAGCUGCAGCUGUUCAAGGGUUUAAUGGGACAGUGUUUGCUUAUGGACAGACUAGUAGUGGAAAAACCCAUACAAUGCGAGGUUCUCCAGCUGAACUUGGCGUCAUUCCUCUUGCUGUCCAGGAUGUUUUUAGGAACAUCAUGGAGGCAGAGGAUAGGGAGUUUCUUCUACGCAUGUCUUACAUGGAAAUCUACAAUGAGGAAAUAAAUGACUUGCUUGCCCCCGAGCAUAGAAAGUUGCAAAUACAUGAGAGUUUGGAGCGUGGAAUCUUUGUAGCUGGAUUGAGGGAGGAAAUUGUUGGUAGUCCAGAGCAGGUUCUUCAACUUAUGGAUUUCGGAGAAUCUCAUCGUCACAUUGGAGAGACCAACAUGAAUGUUUACAGCAGCAGGUCUCAUACUAUUUUUCGUAUGGUGAUUGAAAGCAGGGAUAAGAAUGAAGAUGAUUCUGCGGACACAUCAUGUGAUGCAGUUCGAGUGUCAGUUCUAAAUUUAGUUGAUUUAGCUGGUUCAGAGCGUGUUGCAAAAACUGGUGCUGAAGGUGCACGCUUGAAGGAAGGAUCACACAUAAAUAAGAGUCUGAUGACUCUUGGAACUGUUAUUAACAAGCUGAGUGAAGGUGUGGAAAUCCAGGGAGGACAUGUUCCAUAUCGUGAUAGUAAACUGACUAGAAUUUUGCAGCCUGCGUUGGGUGGUAAUGCAAAGACUGCUAUUAUAUGUAAUAUCACACCUGCAUUGAUUCAUGUUGACGAAACUAAGGGGACGCUUCAGUUUGCAAGCAGGGCAUUACGUGUCACAAACUGUGCUAAAGUCAAUGAGGUCUUAACAGAUGCUGCACUAUUAAAGAGGCAGAAAAAGGAGAUUGAAGAUUUACGUGCCAAGUUGCAGGGAUCUCAUUCAGAGCAUAUGUCAGAAGAAAUAUUGAACCUGCGCAACACAUUGUUGCAGAGUGAGUUGGAGAGGGAGCGCAUUGCUUUAGAGUUACAAGAAGAGAAGAGAGUACAGGCUGAACGUGAACGCCAAUUAAAGGAGCAAGCUCAAAGAAUUGAGAACUUGAGUACAAUUGUUUUAUAUUCGGCCAUGGACGACAGAGAGAAGUGUGCUAAAAAGAAUAACAGACGUGAAACAUGGUGCCCAAAUACUUUAUCAAAUGAUUUUUCACAGGAGGAUCCAACUUGGUCUUCGAAAGAAAAUUUGGGUAAAAUAGUUCCUGGAAAGAGAAAAAGGGAUUUGCCACCUCCUUUUCAGAAGUUAUGUGAAGAGGAGGAAUCAAGUUGCAAUACUUCCUUGAAAGGCCCUGACAGUGCAUCUGGUCAAGUAGUCCUGAAAGAUGACAUGAAUAUCCCAAGUUCAUGGACUGAAUGUGCUCUUCCAGAUGCAAGUUUAUCUGUAAAUGUAACUGAUAGAAAGAAAAAGCCCGCAGUAGAGAGUAUGACAUUAAGUGAGGCAAGAGAUGAGCUUUUAGAACUACAAACAAGAUACCAGGAUUUAGAGUGCAAAUGUGAAAACCAGAGAAAAGUAAAAGAUUCCGAAAUAGAAAAUUUAAAAAAACGGUUAGCUAAAGCUGAAGCUGCUGCAUAUAAGCAACAAAAGGUUGAUAACCUCCAUCUUGGACGCUCUACUGAUGGAAGAGGCAAAAGUUUGAGUGGAUUGGAAUCUGAAUACAUGAAUAAACAGCUCGAGGAUCAGAUCAAAACCUUAGACAAUCAAAUGUUAUACAUGCAGCAAGAUUUAGACAGACAUUUAGAACUAGCCAAAGAAGAGAAAGAAAAUGCAAAAAGGGCUCUAGAAGAGGAAAACCUGAAGCUAGUCAAGGAAACAACAAGGCUUGAAAUGCGGCUAAAAAUAACAAGGGCAAAGCUGGAUGCCUCCCGUGGUAGAUUUGAAGAGCUAGUUAAUGAAAUGGACUUUAUGCAUCAUAAAUUCAAGGAGGCUACAAGAAAUCUCAAGGAACAACUUGUUGCAGCUAGACUUGAAUCAUUUGAAUUGAAAAAGAAGCUUAUGGCUGUGGAGUGAGUAAUGUUGGUAGAAAUAUGAAUAAAUAAAUAUAAUGACUGAUAUAUGUUGUAUAAUAGGGUAACGUAUUCGAUGAACAAUGUUCUCUCUGCCAGAAAAGCAGAGUAUAGAGAGCACGCUCAAUUGUAAAUAUUCAUUUUUUGUAUCCAAAAAGUUUUAAAGGGUUACAUGUUUGAAAAUUCAGUCACAUAUUUACCAGAUUUGACCUGCUAACUUCUUUUAUUUUGAUUUGUACCAUGUAACUGUAUGCAUAGAGUUAAAUAAAAAAAAACAUUUAAUAAU
Cryptomeria japonica (Japanese cedar) is the source of this 2877-nucleotide messenger RNA. Its product is annotated as kinesin-like protein KIN-7O. The transcript has 19 exons. The record is from RefSeq and is a predicted model, not a curated record. Bases 394 to 2595 code for a protein of 733 amino acids. Gene Ontology annotation, biological process: microtubule-based movement. Gene Ontology annotation, molecular function: microtubule binding; ATP binding; microtubule motor activity. Lineage: Eukaryota; Viridiplantae; Streptophyta; Pinopsida; Cupressales; Cupressaceae.